CACCCACACCCACACCCACACCCACACCCACACCCACACCUUCCCACACCCACACCCGCAUCCCAAUUUUCUGUCAAGGUGAAAAAAACCUUUUGCAAAGCGUAGCGUUCCGCAUUGAGCCAAGUCAAGGUGAUGGUGAUGAUACCUCAGUAAAUGAUAGUCGUUUUACAUGUACGGAUGGAAAAGAAAUUCAAGCAUUAAACGGUGCUCCCUGUGGUACUUGGAGAUCAGGAGCUGAAUGCCCACCAGCAAUUGCAAUUUGUGGACUUCAAAUAAGAUUUGAGCGGAGCCUAGGUAAGGGUGAUGAUACAGCAAUUAAUGGUGCUGAAUUCAUGUGCUACUCAACAUGA
This is a messenger RNA of Rotaria sp. Silwood1, 350 nucleotides long. The record is from the annotation of a GenBank genome assembly. NCBI's taxonomy places the organism in Eukaryota, Metazoa, Rotifera, Eurotatoria, Philodinida, Philodinidae.